AUGCGCGCCAGCAACCGCGAGAAGACGAGAGAAGCGCCGCGCCUGCAAAGAAGCCGGCACCAGGCUCCAAAGUCGAAGAAGGGCGGAAGAAAAGAGCCGGCAGGUCAACCCGCGCCGGAGCCCCGUCCGCUGCCGCCGGCCCCUGCCCUCAAUGGAGACGCCAUGGGUCGAGGUGGCCAGAAGGAAGAAGAAGGGGAGGCCGACAGCAGCGCCGUCAACCAGCCGGUCGGCAAAUAUGUCGGCUUGAGGAAAGCCCAGCUCGAGCGGGAUAAGCUCCAGCGCGAGGAGGCGAAGAAGAAGGCCGACAAGGAGCUGGAGGACCGGCUCCAUUUCGUCAAGUCGCCGAUCCCUCCCAAGGUAUCAGACACCGAAGAUGAGGACCGACCCGUGCUGAGGGAAGACCUAAGACAGUAUGUAGACCAACCUGAGUCCGCUGCAAUCGCUCUCUUCGAGAGCGAGGCAAAGAAGUGGCAGGAGAAUUGUGCCCGGCUCGAGGCAAACAUGAAGACCAUCCAGGAGGAGAACACAGCUCUGAAACGACGCCUCGAAGAGCUGGAAGCGGCCGCCAAAGGGCCAACAACAGAAGAGAUGCUGGCGAUGGUCGAAGCGAGGGUCCAAGCCUCGAAUGGAGUCGAUCCUCAUGGGCCCAGCGCAACGGCCACCGCUGGCACACGAAAGAAGACUACUCCCGGGGAUGUCCAACUCCCGCGCUCCGCCGCAAGCCGUAGCGGGCCCUUCUACUGCGGCGGCGUCGACACCGCGAUGGCGCCAGCAAGAAGACGCGAGAAGAGCGCGGCGGCUGUAAAGAAGUCGGCUCCAGGCUCCAAGCCGAAGAAGGGCGGAAGAAAAGAGCCGGCAGUUCAACCCGCGCCGGAGCCCCGUCCGCUGCCGCCGGCCCCUGCCUCAAUGGAGACGCCAUGGGUCGAGGUGGCCAGAAGGAAGAAAAGAAGGGGAAGUCGACAGCAGCGCCAACAAAUCAGCGCGCAGCCGCCAAAACCUACGCGCCGGAAGGAACCCAAACUGCGGCCGCCACGAUCUGCGGCCGUGGUAAUCUCGCUGACGCCGGCAGCAGUGGCAAAGGGUCUGACGUACAAGGGCGUCCUCACGGACGCACAGAAUCGCGUGGACCUCACCGGAUUGGAUAUCUCGAGGCUAAAGCCGAAGUUCACGGCCACGGUUCCGGCUGGAGAGGCGGAGGUCGGCGGGUGCAAGCCCAAUGACGUAGACGAGGUGCAGGAGAGUGCGGCUGAAAGGCCCAUGGAGGUAGCGGCCGAGUUCACAAGGCCUUUUGACAGCUUCGGAAUCGACUCCGAAUCAAGUGAGAGUAUGUCGUCGGUCCGUAGCAAGAAAUUCUGGAGACGGCACUCUCGCUCCAAGGAGAGCGAAAUAUGCUUGACGAGCGAGACUGACGAACCGGCUCCGAAAGCGGUCACGACUGAUGGCAGAGGACGAGGGCGUCCGCCAUCUACCGGGCAUUAUGCGGGCCUUAAAAAGGCCCAAAAAGAGCUCGACGCUCGAAGGCGGGAGCAAUCCCGUCAAAGAAUGGAGAAAGAACUCGAGGAUCAACUUCGACAAGAAAAACGGCCGGUGACCUCGAAACGCAUGGACAUCGAGGAACCCCGAGUCAUCUCGAAGGAAGACCUGCUACACUGCGGUCAUAUGCCGGAAUCCGAGUUGAUGGCACGCUUAGAAAAGGAGGCACGCGAGUGGAAAGAGCGCGGAGCCCAACUUGCGGAAUCCGUGAAAAAGUUGCAGGAGGAAAACAGCUCCCUACGGAGGCGCCUAGAAGAACUAGAGGCGUCUGCCAGUAAGCCUUCUACGGAAGAAGUGCUGGCAAUGAUUGAGGCAAGGGUGCAGGCCAGGAUGGAGUCUAUCCAGAUGGGCCCGGCACAGCGCCCCCCAUUGGCACACGAACGAAGGACUACCGGGGAUACGCAACUCCCGGUAGCGGAUGGUAUCGUUGGGGGAGCGCAAAGUAAGCAGCCAAAGGGCAAAGGUAUUGGGAAAAAGUCGGCCAAGCCUGCACCUGCUCCCGCCCCGGCUCCCACUAUCCCCGUUCCUGUUGCUGGGCCCUCCAGCGCCCCGCCGCAAGUCAUAGCGGGUCCCUCCUCGGCGACGGCGGCUGUGACGCCCACGACGGCACCAACAGCCAGAAAAAACCGCGAGAAGAACGGUGCACCUGAAAAGAGGAAGGCGCCAGGCCCCAAAACAAGAAAGGGAGGAAAGAAAGGACAGGCAGUGCAACCAGCGCCGGAGCCCCGUCCGCUGCCGCCGGCCCCUGCGUCAAUGGAUACGCCGUGGGUAGUGGUGGCCAAGAAGUCAAAGAAAGGGAAGCCCGCUACAGCGCAAGCGGCCAAUGCACAGCCGCCGCAGCCGACGCGCAGGGCGGAGCCCAAAUUGCGGCCGCCACGCUCCGCGGCGGUUAUCAUUUCCCUAACGCCGUCGGCGGUGGCCAAGGGGCUGUCGUACAAACAAGUACUGACGGACGCCCAGGCGAGAGUUGACCUCACCGGCCUUGAUAUCAGCAGGUUGAGGCCAAAGCUGAGGGAGUGCCUCGGGUCGGAGGAUGUGAAAGUAUCCCGACCCACAAAGACUGUAGAACUGCGGCUGACGGAGCUGGACUACACGGCCACUCCGGAGUCAGUCGCAGCGGCCCUCUCAAAGGCCGGUGAGUGCUCCUCGGAGCUAAUUAAAGUAGGGCAGAUUCGCCCCGAUCGCGACACCGACGAACCAGCGCCAAAGUCGCAAACGACUGACAGCAGAGGGAGAGGACGCCCGCCCUCAGUCGGCAAAUAUGUCGGCAGGCUUGGAGCUCAGCUCGAACGGGAUAAGCUCCAACGCGAAGAGGCGAAGAAGAAGGCCGACAAGGAAUUGGAGGACCGGCUCCAUUUUGUCAAGUCGCCGAUCCUUCCUAAGGCAUCAGAGACCGAAGAUGAGGACCGACCCGUGCUGAGAAGAGGACCUAGAGCACCGGAACAGAGGUCGUUACCGUCUGGAGUGGAGAACGGUGAAAAGUGGCAGGAGAACAGUGCCCGCCUCGAGGCGAACAUGAAGCUAUUCAAGAGGAGAAUACAGCCCUCCGCCGCCGGCUCGAGGAACUAG
Manduca sexta (tobacco hornworm) is the source of this 3102-nucleotide messenger RNA. Its product is annotated as serine/arginine repetitive matrix protein 1-like. The coding region runs from base 1 to 3102 and encodes 1033 amino acids. NCBI's taxonomy places the organism in Eukaryota, Metazoa, Arthropoda, Insecta, Lepidoptera, Sphingidae. The transcript is spliced from 9 exons. The record is from RefSeq and is a predicted model, not a curated record.